Chironomus riparius is the source of this 2082-nucleotide messenger RNA. Lineage: Eukaryota; Metazoa; Arthropoda; Insecta; Diptera; Chironomidae. The record is from the annotation of a GenBank genome assembly.
AAUUUAGUAUUUAAAUAAUUAUUAAAAUAGAAAAAUUGUAAAUUAAUAUUUUGUAUCUAAGAAGCAAAAAAUAUUAAAAAUUAUUAAAAAAUAAAAAAGCUACAAUUUCAUCACCGUCGCGAUAAAUUAUCAUUUUUUCGACACAAUUCAACAUUUUAAGUACUUAAAAAAGUUUGUGCCUUAAUUAGUGCUAAUCUAAAACUACCCAAAGCAAGCCAAAUCAUCAUCAUGGAAAUCAAACUACUCAACUUAUCGCUGAUAUUUAUAAUUUUAUCACUAAGCCACACAUCACACACCUAUGCCUCUCUUCAUCCACAAAACAUCACCGACGACAACACACUUUCAUUACACGAGAGACUCGAAAUUCAAAAGAGCACAGUCCACUGGUAUCCAUAUCAGCGGAUAUUCUACUCAAUAGACAUUGAAGGAUUCAUAAUUGAGCAUGCAACAUGUCCCAAGCGACCUCCUGCGAUUGAAGAAUUUCCCGAUGGAUUUUGGACUCGUCAGCAGCGUCUGUACGGUCUCUUCCUUAUCCACAUCCUUGUUGCAAUCUAUUGUUUCAUUGUCAUAGCAUUUAUUUGCGAUAAAUAUUUCCUGCCGACAAUCGAACGCAUUUGUACAGUCCUCGACAUAUCUCAAGAUGUUGCAGCCACAACAUUUAUGGCAACAGCCACGACAAUCCCCGAAUUUUUCACAAACACAAUUGCUACUUUUAUUGCUGAGAGUGAUAUGGGCCUGAGUGCCAUCAUUGGCAGUAUGCUCUUCAACACUCUCGGAGUAGCUGCCUGUGCCUCACUGUUCAUCAAGAAACCAAUUCAAAUUGAUUGGUGGCCAGUCACACGUGACUCAACACUUUUAUGCAUUCAUUUAAGUCUUUUGAUCACAUUUGCAUGGGACGGUGCCAUUAUGUGGUACGAGUCAGUGAUUCUAGUCUGUGUGCUGGUCUUCUACUGGCUCUUGAUGUUCCAAAAUAAAAGAUUAGUCAAAGGAGUCAAGUAUGUUGUUGAGGAACGACUGCUUUGGUGCCAAAGAAUUAAAAACUACGACAUUGCAAAUCAAAGAGCAAAAACUGAAGCUGAAAUCAAUGGAAUUGAGGAAGUGGAAACUAAGCCAGGUGGAGUUGACAAUCCAGUAUUUAUGGUGUCCAAGGCAAGCAUUGACUAUUCAUCAACGCAAGGUAGACGAAGACAAUCUACAGAUUUGGCUGAAAUUUAUGGAGAAAUUUUAAAGCAAAAUCCAAGAAGAAGUCGAAGACUGUCAACAGACUUAGCAGAAAUAUAUGCAGAACCAGAGGAAGAAGAGUUCACGAUAUGGGAAAUCCCAAAAAAUGUGUCAUUAUUCGAGAAGUGCUGGUACUUUUUCACAUGGCCAGUUCGAUUCCUUUUACACUAUACAAUUCCAGAUCCAAUGAAGCACAAGAAGCUUUAUCCACUGUCAUUUAUAAUGUGUAUAGUUUGGAUUGCUGGAAUGAGUUGGAUUGUGUUCUGGAUGGUCGUGAUACUUGGUGAUACUUUCCGUAUUCCAGACCCCAUUAUGGGAAUGACAUUUUUAGCCUUUGGUGGAUGCAUGCCUGAAGCUAUAUCAGCUGUUAUUGUUGCUAGAAAAGGAUCCGGUCAAAUGGGAGUUAGUAAUGCUCUUGGUGCUAAUUGUCUUGCUGUUGUAUUCAGUCUUGGAUUCCCAUGGUUUAUAAGAACAAUGGUUGAUGGAGUUACCUUAGGCUGGGAGAAUUCCUACAUCCGAAUUUAUUCUUAUGGCGUUGAAUUUACAUUGAUUGCCAUUAUCUUUGCUGUAUGCUUACUUUAUGCUGUUAUUGCUGCUGCUGGAUAUAAACUGAGGAAAACUGUUGGCGCCAUUUUGUUUGUCCUUUAUUUGGGAUUUGCAGCUUUUGCCAUUUUAGUUGAACUUGAUGUUCUAUUUCCGAGAACUUGUUAAACUAGUUAAAAUGUAUUUUUUAAGGAUUAGUUUUUUAAAAUUGUGUAAAUAAAAAUCGAUAUUUAAAAUAAAUUAAAUUAAAUAUUUUGGUGUUAUUUUAGACAAGAUUUUUGCUUUGAUUCUAGUGCCUUGAGUACAAUCGAGAUCCCG